Messenger RNA from Etheostoma cragini (Arkansas darter), 2342 nucleotides. It is a transcript of the gene ppat, whose product is annotated as phosphoribosyl pyrophosphate amidotransferase. The record is from RefSeq and is a predicted model, not a curated record. Lineage: Eukaryota; Metazoa; Chordata; Actinopteri; Perciformes; Percidae. The coding region runs from base 446 to 1975 and encodes 509 amino acids. Gene Ontology annotation, biological process: purine nucleotide biosynthetic process; purine nucleobase biosynthetic process. Gene Ontology annotation, molecular function: amidophosphoribosyltransferase activity. The transcript is spliced from 11 exons.
GCUCAUUGUUCACCACGUGAGGCGAAGACGCUCCAAGUCCCAACUCCAAAUUUUUGCAACAAGAAGUUUGUGCGCAGUUUAUCCGCUAAACUGCAUCCAAUUUCUCAUGACAAGAAGAUCGAUUCAUCCCAACUGAAUCAAGAGAAAACAAUUGGCCGCUCGACCGAAUCGAUUAAAACGACUUAGAUGAGUUGUUGUCCUGCUUGUCAAAUACCACGUGUUUCGCCAGUUCAAUAAGUUUGAUUAAGAUGCGUUCGGGUUAUGUCAUAUCAGUUAUAGUGGCGUAUUGUGUUUGUUAAAGCUGCACACUUCUAACAAUGUCAGCUGAGUUUAUGUUGUCUUAACGAGCCGCGUUCUAGUGACUUCCAGCUUUCUGCACGUGCUCGGCAACCAGGCACGGUACUGUCAGUCGGGCUAACGGAGGAUAGAGACAGACAGCGGCGGGAUGGAGUUUGAGGGGUCCGGUAUCGGGGAGGAGUGCGGUGUUUUCGGGUGUGUGGCUGCCGGAGAGUGGCCCACCCAGCUGGAGGUGGCUCAGGUCUUAACUCUGGGACUCGUGGCGUUACAACACAGGGGUCAGGAAAGUGCUGGGAUUGUCACAAGUAAUGGAGCCAGUCCGCCCACGUACACAACCCACAAGGGAAUGGGAUUAGUGAGCACUGCUUUCCCACCCGAUGCUCUUCUGAAGCUGCGCUAUGGUAACCUCGGUAUUUGUCACACACGCUAUUCAACUACUGGGAUCUCAGAGCUGCAGAACUGCCAGCCCUUUGUGGUGGAUACGCUGCAUGGCAAGAUUGCCGUAGCGCACAAUGGAGAGCUGAUUAAUGCGCAUGCCCUGCGGAAAAAAGUAAUGCGCCAUGGUGUGGGCCUCUCCACCAGCUCAGACAGCGAGCUCAUCACCCAACUGCUGGCUUUGACUCCACCUAUGGAGGAGCAGGAUGCACCAGACUGGGUUGCCAGGAUUACAAAUCUGAUGACUGAGACCCCUACAGCGUACUCACUGUUGGUGAUGUUCAAGGAUGUUAUCUAUGCGGUGCGUGACCCAUACGGAAAUCGACCCCUCUGCAUUGGACGGGUUGUUCCUGUCUCUAAACUGCACACUUCAGGUGCUGAAGAGGAGGACACUGAGGGGUGGGUUGUGUCGUCCGAGUCCUGCAGCUUCCAGUCCAUCGGUGCCAAGUAUUACAGAGAGGUCUUGCCAGGAGAGAUAGUCCAGAUAUCCAAGCACGGAGUCAAGUCUCUGAGUGUCGUCCCUCGCCCUGAAGGAGACCUCCCUGCCUUCUGCAUAUUUGAAUAUGUGUACUUUGCCAGACCGGACUCCAUUUUUGAAGGGCAGAUGGUCUACACCGUCAGGCAGCGCUGUGGUCGGCAGUUAGCCAUCGAGGCUCCAACAGACGCCGACGUGGUCAGCACUGUGCCAGAGUCGGCUACUCCUGCUGCACUGGGCUACGCUCAGCAGUCUGGGCUGCCAUAUAUAGAGGUUCUAUGUAAGAACCGCUACGUCGGGAGAACCUUUAUUCAACCAAAUACCCGGCUGAGGCAGCUAGGAGUUGCCAAGAAGUUCGGGGCUUUAACUGAUAACUUUGCUGGGAAACGAGUGGUGCUGGUAGAUGACUCCAUCGUCAGAGGCAACACCAUCUCCCCCAUUAUAAAACUGCUGAAGGACGCCGGUGCUACUGAGGUCCACAUCAGAGUUGCAUCUCCACCGAUCAGGCACCCUUGCUACAUGGGCAUCAACAUUCCGACCAAGGAGGAGCUCAUUGCCAACAAGCCAGAGUUUCAGGACAUUGCUGGAUAUAUCGGUGCUGCCAGCGUUCAGUAUCUGACUGUGGAGGGCCUGGUAUCAGCCGUUCAGGAGGGAAUCGCCUCACUCCAGCAGAAGGACAAGAUCAGCUCCAAUAACAAGUCCAGCAAGCGAGUGGGCCACUGCACCGCCUGUCUGACCGGGAAAUAUCCAGUGGAGCUGGAGUGGUAAUUCCACGACUGACCAGAGACUGCGAGCUCCCACAGCUGGUGCAUGUGAAUGUAACGUUCUCUGUAGACAAACAGGCUGGGUAUAAUACUGCUAUCUGGGACACUAAAUACAUGCAGUACCUUUUUAAGUGUUCACAUUCCAAAACAGGAGUAUUGAAUAGAAUUUACUAUUUCAGAAAAGCGCACAAGGCCCGUGACCAAAAUGGUAAAUUGUCUUUAUUUUCCUUUUCACGUUUACUUUUCUACCUUUAACAUAAAUUUAAACAUUAUGUUCUUUUUUUUGGGGUCUGACUGUUGGAUAUUCAGUUGCAUGAAAUAUAAUGGAAAAGAAAUGCUAAGUAGAUUGACUAUAAUAAACCGAAUAACUA